GCGCGUCUUGUCCGCCGUAAAAUAUCUCCGUGUGCGCCCAAACCGGAAACGUGUGAUUCAAUAUCAUCAUCUUGCUUUUAAUCAACUUUUGGAUAAGAGAGUCAUAUUUAAAAGACAUGGCGGCGUCGAAUUAUUCUUUGAAGGUCAACAGAGACCUGCUGGACCCCAGCUUUGAAAGUUACAGGUUAUCUCUGGACGCCAUACCAACGUACAACGUUGAGCUUGAUGCUGCUGUGGAGGAAGUUAAAUUGAAGGAUACUCAGUACACCCUGGAACAUAUGCGUGCUUUUGGCAUGUACAAUUACCUCCACUUAGAUCCCUGGUAUGAAGACAGUGUUUUCUUUGUGGACUGCAAAGGAAGGGUUCUCAUUCUCACUGUCACCCUGGACACCGCCCUGGGUAAGCCGAGAGAGGUCUACCGCAUAAUCGCCGACCCCGCCCAGUGCGAGGAUCGUCUUUGUGCGUCCCUCAGCCUCACCUCCGCCACCUGGGCGGCUCUCUCUGACGGCGCCGGCCGACUGUACCUUCUCCGCACCGGCAAGAGAGGAGACAGCACCCAUAUGAAGUGGGAACCUCUGUUCAGUGAAGACAUGGGGGAGCCUUUCACCAUCCUCCACAGUGUCUCACAUGUCCAGGACGGAGUCCACACCAUGGAGGUCCUGCUGCUCCGCAUCCAGAAAGACCCGCAGGAAACCAAAGGAAGCGGAUACUCGGUGUCUCUUGAGUGGAUCACGGUCGCCAACGCUGCAGGACACGGUCAGGAGAAGAAGUAUGAGGUGAAGAAGAGGAGGCUCCUCAGGGGAAAGACGGUGCCUCACUAUGCAGCAGUGGAGCCACAGGGGAAGGGGCUGAUGGUGGCGUCGGAGAAACCAUUUGUCUUCACGCAUGUGGAUGGCGGCCCAGUGGAGCAGCGUGACCCGGAGCCCAUGGAGGUGGAGAAGACAGAUCCCAUUUACUUCUGGCAGCAGACAGCGGAGGACGUCACGGUGUGCGUGCGCCUGCCCGAGGGCGUCUCCAAAGAGGAGGUGCAGUUCAGGGUGACGCCAGACGACAUCAGCGUCGGAGUUCAGGGUUUCCCUCCUUUACUGGAAGGCCGGCUGUAUGCGUCUGUAGACCCCGAGGCCAGCACCUGGAUCAUCAGAGAUGACAAAAGCCUGGAGGUGACCCUGCAGAAGCGCAGCGAGGGGCCGACGUGGCCGGAGGUGGUGAUGGGCGACACGAGGGGGGAGUACGUGAUGAGCGAGGAACAAGCUGCCGUCAUCCACGAGAGGCUGACACACCUCACCUCUGAAGACCUGAAUGGAAACCCUGACAAAGACAAGCCCCCUUGUAACUCUCAGGAGCUGGAGGACUGUGAUGGGUUCCCAGAAGACAGCUUCAGCCUCACGCACUUUGACGGAGAAUCGCUGAAACCCACUCAGGUGGUGAAUCUGGGCAGCCAUCAGUACCUGUUCACAGUUGACGUGAACCCAUCUGACAUGCCGUGCCUCUGCCUCAGACAUGACGUGGACGCUCUGGUGUGGCAGCCUCGUCCCGACCAACCCAGUAACAUGUGGGAGCACAUUGGCACUUUCAACGCCUUGGGCUACGUCCAGGCUUCCAAGCGGGAUAAAAAGUUUGCCACCUGCGCUCCAAACUUCUCCUACGCUUCCCUGUGCGAGUGUCUCCGCCGCUCGUUCAUCUACCGACAGCCGUCGCCCGUGGAGACUGUCCUCUUCAACAGGAAGCAGGGCCGUCAGGUAGGGCAGGUUGCCAAGCAACAGGUGGCCAGCCUGGACUCCGACAAACCGAUCCUGGGCUUCAGAGCGAGCAAUGAGAGGCUGUACAUCUUGACCUCCAGUAACCUCUUUGUUCUAAAGGUCAAUAAUAAUUAGAUUAGGGACUCUGUCAGUGUUAGAUUUUCUCUUUACCCCCCUCAGAGCGCCAUCAUUCCAAACUGGUUUGUUAUCUGCUGGAAACAAAAACGUCUCUUUGUACGCAUGUGUGGUUCAGCAGUCUCGUCAUGUUUCACAUUGAGAAAUGUCUUUAAGAUCAUAAAGUAAGGACCCGUGUUGUUCUGAAAGACAAAUCCCACCAAUAAACAUUCUGUAGAGCUGAAGUUUUCCAGGAUAUUCAUUAAGAAAAUGAUUUGAAUAAUCAAAUCACACACUGUUGUUGUGAAAUGAAUCACAUUUGAUGAUACCGAAUGUUUCGUAAAUAUGCAAAUUCGUGAAUACAAUCGUAUAAGUUCCUCCCAGUGAAUGAGUGACUUGCUGAAGGCUGGCCGUGUUGCACUGAUGGCUGGCUGUAGUAUUUUGUCAGAUGGUCAGUGGGGAGGAGGACGCUGAGGAAAUCCCUCUCCUUGGCUCAUUUUACAACCAUCACUGUGGAAGUAUGAAAGAAGCGAAUGUUCAUUUCCAUAAAUUUCCAUAAACACGUUUCACACA
Messenger RNA from Scatophagus argus, 2426 nucleotides. RefSeq names its product NudC domain containing 1 (gene nudcd1). The transcript is spliced from 10 exons. The record is from RefSeq and is a predicted model, not a curated record. The coding region runs from base 117 to 1874 and encodes 585 amino acids. Lineage: Eukaryota; Metazoa; Chordata; Actinopteri; Scatophagidae.